Naumovozyma dairenensis CBS 421 is the source of this 1572-nucleotide messenger RNA. Its product is annotated as bifunctional fructose-2,6-bisphosphate 2-phosphatase/6-phosphofructo-2-kinase. Gene Ontology annotation, molecular function: 6-phosphofructo-2-kinase activity; ATP binding; fructose-2,6-bisphosphate 2-phosphatase activity. Lineage: Eukaryota; Fungi; Ascomycota; Saccharomycetes; Saccharomycetales; Saccharomycetaceae. The record is from RefSeq and is a predicted model, not a curated record. Gene Ontology annotation, cellular component: cytosol. Gene Ontology annotation, biological process: fructose metabolic process; fructose 2,6-bisphosphate metabolic process. The transcript has a single exon. The coding region runs from base 1 to 1572 and encodes 523 amino acids.
AUGACAGAACAAUCAAAUAUCCUAUCUGAUGAUGAAGAACUAUUGAAUGGUCUAGGAAGUCAAUUAUUAACCCAUCCUUCUUCACAUCCUCAAUACAAUAAUCACAUGGCUCGUCUCACAAAGAGAUGGACCCAAUCCUCCUCCCCCUCUUCAUCAUCUUCAAAUAAAAAGCUACAACUUCCUCAUCCAGAUACAUACAAGGAUGCUGUUCACGUACCCAUAGAUAAAGACGAAUAUACAUCACCAGGCCAACUAUACGCCACAGAUUCAGGGAAACUAUUCCAUGCUGGUAAAAUACUUAUAAUUCUCGUUGGUUUACCAGCAACUUCUAAAACUCUAUUAUCCGUUGCCAUCACAAGAUAUACCAGAUGGUUAGGAGUCAGAACACAAUCGUUCCAUAUCUCCAAAUAUAAAAGAAUGAACGACGACGACGGCGACGACAAAAAUGAUAAUCACAGAAUUCCAUUAGAUUUCCAAUCUGCUUCACCAAAGACCCCCGAGGGUAAGAAAUUUAAAAGAGAUGCAAUAAACAAUGUAAUGAAUGACAUGACUAAAUUCUUCACUGAGACUCAAGGACAAUUAGCCAUAUAUGAUGCUUUAAACAUUUUGAAAUCUGAUAGGAAGGAAUUAAAUGAUCAUUUCAGCUCGAAGAUAGGGGUGAAAGUCGUGUUCAUCGAAUCCAUUAUGAAUGAUAUACAUCUAAUUAAAAGGAACAUUGAAAUUGCCAUUCAAGAUACAGAAUAUAAUCAAAUUGAUAAAGAUGUCGCUGAGAUUGACUACAAGAAAAGAUUGGAAAUUAAUGAACCAUUGUAUGAAACUAUGUCUUCUGAUGAAAAGGUUAGUUAUGUGAAAUAUAUUAAUUUUGGUCAACAAAUUCAUGUUAUUAAUAAUGAAUAUGGGUAUUUGAUUAAUAAGAUUGUAUUCUUUAUGAUGAACUUAAGAGACAAAAAGGGAAGAGUAUAUUUUGCACGUUGUGGAAUAAGUGAUAAAGAUAAAUACGUUGAUGAUGAAUUGUUAAAUGAGGAAGGUUUGAAAUAUUCAAAAAUAUUAACUGAAACAUUAUUGAAAAGAUUAGAAAGUAUUUCUUUACAUACCACAAAUAAAUCAGAGAUAGAUUCUGAUUUACCAUUGGUGGUAUGGACAGCUCCAAGAAAGAGAACUUUUGAUAGUGGGAAAUUCUUUUUAGAGAAAGGGAUCCCGGUAAGAAAAAGAAAUCAAUUGAAGCAAAUGAUUCCAGGCGUAGUGGCUGAUUUAUCAAAUGAAGAAAUUGAAAAAUUAUAUCCAAUGGAGUAUAAAGAAUCAUUAAAGGAUCCUUAUCAUUAUAGGUUUCCAAGAGCAGAAUCUUAUCAUGAUCUUGCGGUAAGAAUGGAAUCAUUGUUAUUGGAAUUAGAACAUACAAAUAAGAAUGUAUUGAUCAUAGCACAUGAAUCCACUAUACGUAUCCUCUAUGGAUAUUUGAUGGCAUGCUCCUGUGUGGAAUUACCAACCUUACAAUUUACAAGAGACAAUAUCAUUGAAGUGUCAUUUAGUCCGUUCUGCAAUAAAGUAACUCAGGUUCCAAUAAAAAUGUGA